Ananas comosus (pineapple) is the source of this 2219-nucleotide messenger RNA. Its product is annotated as probable receptor-like protein kinase At1g49730. The annotation marks the transcript as partial. Gene Ontology annotation, molecular function: ATP binding; protein kinase activity. The record is from RefSeq and is a predicted model, not a curated record. Lineage: Eukaryota; Viridiplantae; Streptophyta; Magnoliopsida; Poales; Bromeliaceae. Gene Ontology annotation, biological process: protein phosphorylation. The transcript has 9 exons.
CUCCUCGUAUUGCUCUUCUCCCUCUCCUUUCUCCACUCUCAUCCCAUUCUCGCGAUCUCCGGAGAUUGCCCCCUGGAUUUUAGUUGGUCGAACUUUAGUUUGGUUGCUUCAACUUGUUCUGAUCAAAAUGAGCGAGGAAAAUGUUGCCGCUAUAUCAAUGCCUAUGUUGCCAUUUCCAUUGCUCGUUAUGCAAAUUCAACAGGAAAACUUGGAGUUCCGCCUGCUUUCUCUGAGCUCUGCCUUAAUUCUAUAUCAGAAACCUUCCAAUUUUACGGCGUAUCCCCUAAUGCUACUGCAUUUUGUGGACUGGGGGCGAAAAUUCGAGUUUCCUAUCAGUGCAAUGGGCGCGGCACUGUAUUGGAAAUGAUGCAAUCUCCAUAUUUUAGUGAUGUUAUAAGCAGUUGCAACAUGUCACUUUCAUCGGAUAUUAGUUGCAAAGCAUGCUUAAAUUCUGGGAUUCUUUAUCUUCGUCGACUCAUCGGCGAUGAUAAUCUUUCAUUAAGUAUUUGUCGUGAUGCGGUUUUUGUUACACUUGCUAAUCAAGGAGAAAAUUUGUCGAUAGAUGACAUGGCAACUUGCUUCUUUGGUGUUCAAGGACUUAACACUCUCACAGAGUCACCGUCGAAACCAAUCUCCCCUGCAUCUUCUCCUAACCUCAUUUCUGAUGACUCUCCAACAAAGAACAUUACUGGAGUACUUGCCAAGCGACAUUACCAUGCUUACCGGCUCACAAUGAUUCCAGGAAUAGGAAUUGGGAUUAUAUUAGUCACGGUUGUCCUGUUACUAAUCUUAGUAGUUCUUAUUCGCAAAAAGAGCAGGGAACUAAAGAGGGUGGAUUCUCCUAAUGAAACUUCAUGGAAUGAGAUCUUUCAAACUCAAGUUCGGAGAUGUCAAGAAGGUUCGUCAGCGAUGUUUCGGAGGUAUAGCUACAAAGAAACAAAGAAGGCAACAGAUAAUUUCAGCACCGAAAUCGGAAAAGGUGGUUUUGGGACCGUCUAUAAGGCUCAGUUUAGUGAUGGUUCUAUUGCUGCUGUGAAACGGAUGAACAAGGUCUCAAAGCAAGGUGAGGAAGAGUUUUGUCGAGAAAUGGAGCUUCUAGCAAGGUUGCACCAUCGGCAUCUUGUCUCCCUCAAGGGCUUCUGUGUUGAGAGUAAUGAGAGGUUCCUUGUCUACGAGUACAUGGAAAAUGGAAGCCUAAAGGAUUAUCUCCAUUCACCUGGGAGAAGUCCAUUGAGGUGGGAGACGAGACUACAAAUCGCCAUUGAUGUGGCCAACGCUCUGGAGUACCUUCAUUUCUACUGUGAUCCACCCCUCUGCCACCGGGACAUCAAGUCGAGCAAUAUUCUUUUAGAUGAGAAUUUUGUCGCAAAGGUCGCUGACUUUGGUCUCGCACACGCAUCGAGGAUUGGUGCAAUUAGCUUUGAACCGGUGAACACAGAUAUCCGAGGAACUCCCGGAUAUAUGGACCCUGAAUAUGUUGUUACUCAAGAGUUGACCGAAAAGAGUGACGUGUACAGUUAUGGCGUCCUACUUCUCGAGCUGGUGACUGGCCGUAAAGCAAUACAAGAUAACAAAAACCUGCUCGAGUGGUCGCAGAAAUUCAUACUGUCCGACUCGUCUCUGCCUGAGUUAGUCGAUCCUUCAAUAAGAGACUCUUUCGACUUCGAACAGCUACAUUUGAUCAUAGGAAUCAUCCAGUGGUGCACGCAAAGAGAAGGACGAUUGCGGCCAUCCAUCAAGCAGGUUCGUGGCAUGCUAUCUGAAGCAGUGGAUCAAGCGCACAAUGGGUUGGAAGAUGAAAUCGCGGAAAAUUGUUAUGUGGGGGGUCGGAGUAGCAGAGAAAGGUUUAGUAGCCGAAAUGAGCUGAUGAUUCUGCAUAGUGGCGAUGUGAGGUGUCUUCAAUCUUCUUCGAGCACUUCUAGAUCGUAUUGCAGUCGCAGCGUCUUGCUCGAGAGCGGCUCGCCGCAGUCUCCGCAUGGGCUUUUCUCUCUUUGAUACUCCGUUUUGUCACUAAACAGUUUUGUUGUUCCAAUGAUCGGCGAAGCCGUUUGUGGUUCAAAGUUUUGAAUUGAAAUAUACCUGAGACCACUUAAUGCAAAUCUAUUUACCGGAUUUUAGUGACAUAUUUACCGGAUUUUAGUGACAGCAUGAUGUAAUUUCAUCUUAGUAUUUGUACAAGAUAACUUUUGAUAUAUUACAGCAGGAUACUUAUGCUUACA